This is a messenger RNA of Solanum verrucosum, 2449 nucleotides long. RefSeq names its product pectinesterase. The record is from RefSeq and is a predicted model, not a curated record. Gene Ontology annotation, molecular function: pectinesterase inhibitor activity; pectinesterase activity. Bases 240 to 2303 code for a protein of 687 amino acids. The transcript is spliced from 3 exons. NCBI's taxonomy places the organism in Eukaryota, Viridiplantae, Streptophyta, Magnoliopsida, Solanales, Solanaceae. Gene Ontology annotation, biological process: cell wall modification.
UCCUCUGUCAAUAUGCUUGUUUCCCUCUAAGCUUCUUAUCCAGAACAGAACAAUGUUUGGGGAAAAGCUAUAACUUGACUUUAAUCUCAUUCGUUCUUUUUUCAGCCAUUUUGAGGAGAGGGUCAAGAGCAAUCCUCCAGGCCCUUCUCCGUUACAAUUUGGUGAAUUGAACGUGAAGCAGUAAUAUUUAUAAUUAUUUGUUUUACAAUAUCUAAUACAUUUAAGAGUAGAGAUCAAGCAUGGCGGGAAAUAAUCGUAAGAGGAAUUUCACCAUUAUUGGUGUAUGUUCAUUAAUCUUGGUGGCUAUGGUAGUUGCAGUAGUCGUAACGAUGAAUUGGAAUGAUAAAGAGGCUGAGGCUAAAGAUGUAACGAGUACGAAAAAAGCUAUUGAAUCCAUAUGCCAGACUACACAGUAUCAAACUACAUGUGUUGAGAGCCUUGAGGCAACGGGUGAAUGCUCCUCAGAUCCCAAAGACCUUAUCCAAAUGUCAUUUCAGGUGACAAUUAAGAAAAUUAAGGAAGCAAUUGACAAUUCAACAUUCAUGCAAAAGCUUGAGAAGGAUCCAAGAGCAAAAAUGGCCCUGGAGAACUGUGAGAUGCUAGCGUUGCAAGCCAUUAAUGAUCUCAAUAGAACACACCUCAAAUUCGAAAGUUUUGAGUUCAAUGACCUGAGUCAUUGGAUUGCUGAUUUGAAGAUUUGGUUGAGUGGUGCAAUUACAUAUCAAGAAACUUGCUUGGAUGGCUUUGAGGACACUACCGGAGAGGCGGGGGAGAAAAUGAAAAAGGCACUGAAUGUUUCUAUGCAGCUAACUAGCAAUGCCCUUUCAAUGAUCACCGAGAUUUCUGAUGUCUUCACAAGCCUCAACGCUGGCUCCAAUCGUCGUCGUCUCCUUUUCGAUGAUACCCCUGUUUUGGGUCAUGGAAUUGAGUUGUUACCUGAUUGGAUUGAUGUGGGAAGGCGCAGACUUCUUACUGUUAACAUGUCUAACGAAAUCAAACCCGAUGUGGUUGUUGCCAAGGAUGGAUCAGGCAAAUACAAGUUUAUAAAUGACGCUCUCAAACACAUCCCAGAGCAUAGAAACCAGACUUAUGUUCUGUACAUCAAAGAGGGUGUUUAUAAUGAGAAAGUGGAGAUUCUUAGCACCAUGUCGAAUUUGGUGAUCAUUGGGGAUGGUCCGACCAAGACCAGAAUCACCGGAAACCAAAGCUUCAAAGAUGGCAUUCCAACUUAUCAAACUUCAACUGUUGCUAUAAUGGGAGAUUAUUUCGUUGCUAAGGACAUUGGUUUCGAGAACACAGCUGGUCCAGAUAAACACCAGGCCUUAGCUUUGAGAGUGGCAGCAGAUAAAUCAAUCUUCUACAAUUGCCAUGUGGACGGUUACCAAGACACUCUCUGUGCCCACACCUAUAGACAAUUUUAUCGGGAUUGUACGAUCAGAGGCACCAUCGAUUUUGUUUUUGGGGAUGCUGCUGCUGUGUUCCAGAACUGCACUCUCGCGGUACGAAAGCCUAUGAAAGAACAACACUGCAUUGUGACAGCACAAGGCAGGACAGAUGCCCGCCAGCCAACGGGACUGGUCUUUCAAAACUGCAGCAUUGUGGCUGAUGAAUCUUAUAAUGAGGUCAAGGGGGAAGUCAAGACAUAUCUUGGUCGUCCAUGGAAACAGUAUUCAAGAACUAUCAUAAUGGAAUCUAAUAUAGAUGAUCUGAUUCAGCCAGAAGGAUGGUUAGAAUGGAACAAAACAUUCGCUUUUGAGACACUAUUCUAUACUGAAUUCAACAAUAAAGGGUCAGGAUCAUCCAAAACAGAUCGUGUAAGAUGGUCAGGUGUUAAGGAACUUCCUAUCGAACGUGUUCAACGAUUCACAACAUCAAGUUUCAUAGAUGCCGAUUUGUGGAUACCAUCUACUGGUGUCCCUUAUACCUCAGGAUUUUUCUUAUCGCCACCACAAUCUGAUUCUUCCAUCGUAUACUCCCCAGUGGAUGACCAAGAAUACAAAGACAUCGCCAGUGAGGAUGGAGUUGCAGCUCCCGCAGAAUCCCCGACCGAAUCUUCCGCAGAUGCUCCAUCGACAGAAUCUGUAGCAGACGCCCCGGAGUCAAAAUCGUCAGAGGAAUCUCCGUCAGAAUCCCCAGCGGAAUCUCAGUCACAGUCCCCGGCAGAAUCUCCGUCAACAUCUCCACCAGAAUCUCCGGCAGCAGAUACAGAUGAAUAUAAGGCGACAGCACAAGCACCAAGCUCAGCGGAAUCUCCGAGCGGACAAAUUUGGCUGCAGGGUAGUGGGAGUGACGGCAGCUCCUAACAAGAAAUUAGGUGUUUGGGGACUAAUUGGUUUAUAAGCUUUUGAUGAGAAUAAUCAUGUGCUUCUUUGAUUGGAAUUCCUUCAUUAUCAGCUUUCAUUCAAAUCCUUUCCCAUCAACAAUUUUUGCUACUAUUUGGAGAUAUAAC